Zootermopsis nevadensis is the source of this 2142-nucleotide messenger RNA. RefSeq lists its product as uncharacterized. The record is from RefSeq and is a predicted model, not a curated record. NCBI's taxonomy places the organism in Eukaryota, Metazoa, Arthropoda, Insecta, Blattodea, Termopsidae.
GCAUUGGUGAGUGUAUUUUAGUGCAGCUCAACACGACUGUCCUAACACUACCAACCCGACACACCGCAAAAGGUAUUAGUGUAUGUGAAGAACGAACGGCAAGAUGAAUGAUGGUAACGCGUAUUCUCCGUUGCUGGAUGAUUCUGGGAGCAGAUCCGUUCUUUCAAGAUGCUGCCUUCAUCGGACGCCUCUAGAGAGAAAACUGGUUGUACUGUCUAUAGUCCUGGCAGUGACAACAUUCAUUCUCCUCAUAACAGUGAUAGUUCUCAACAACAAAUACCAUGACGCAGAAGCACAUACGUCUACAGCUGCUCCUAGUACAACACCAAUUACAACUACCACACCUACCACCACUAUUGUAACUGAAACAACUACAAGUCCGACCACAGUCACAAUUCCGACGACCAAAGCCACAAUUCCGACGACCAAAGCCACAAUUCCGACGACCAAAGCCACAACUCCUACGACCAAAGCCACAAUUCCGACGACCACAGCCACAAUUCCGACGACCACAACCACAAGUCCGACGCUGAUCACUUUCCCAGAUAUAAACGAAUCUCUGUCCAAAAAAAAAACUACAAGCCAAUCAACUGCUAAAGAUAAGACCACAACAGCAGCAACAAUCAAAUCUACGAGAACUACAACAACUCCUGGCGUGACGACUGUGAGUACACCCAUAUCUGCCAGGACCAGCAAGAGGAGUGAUUCACCAAUAUUCACAAUCUCGAGGUGGCUUGUAUUUGUGACAUUAUUUCUUUCGUUUUCUCGAUGAAAAACGCCAGAAUUUUAUUAGAGUUUAAAUCUGCAUUAGGCAUUUAAAUUUCGUAACUGUUCCACAGUCCCAACUUACAUUCUUCUCUUCAGAUCACAUUGUUUUCGUGUCGAUCCAUGUUGAAUUUUAUGGACUUUAACUCUUACAUUAAUUUUCAGUUUGAAAGAAAAUUCAUCCAACUGAUUCCUUCUCAUAUUUGAAUAAAUGCCAAACAAAACUAGAACAUGUCCUCUUGAAAGGAUCUCAAAUUUAACUGAUAUAUUGUUAAUGAAUUUAUCGGUUUUGAAAGAAAAAAACAACAAUAUUUAUUAGUAAACUAGGUAAAUGUACAAGAUAAUACAAUAGAUAUUAGUUAAUUUGAGAGAGAGGAAUGUAUAAUAAAAUGGAAAAUCACUGAAUACAGUGUAAUAGAAACUCCAUCUACAUUUUAGUUAACCAGCUAUUACUGAAAUGUGUAUGAUGUGUGCUGUAAAGCUACAUAAAAUGUGACUAUAUCGUUUUUCUGGGUUUUGGCGCCGUGUUGACUAGUAGCUACCAGUGUUUCAGCCUUGAAGUUGGAGACAGUGUUUCUCCGAAAUAUUGGCAUUUGUCUACUGGCGUCCAACUACAGAUGAACAACAUCGUCACCUUAACUGUCCUGAUAACCUCAAAUUUAAUUAAAAAUAUAUUUUGUAAUUUUUAAUAUGUAAAGAAAGUAAGAUAAAUAAAAACGAAAACAAGUUAUAUUCCGCAGAGGUAUCCAAGAGGAACAGUUAAUAGAUCCGUCUUGCUGCUUCAGAGAUAUACUGUUGAUUUAAUUAUUCAUUACUUGGAUUCUACGCCUGACGUACUACACACUGAUGAGUUUUGUAUCUUUACAAAGAUGGAAAUGUGAAUUACCAGUAAAACAUAUUACUAUAUUGUGUCAAGCAUAUUUGAAUUUAGCCUAACUGUUGAAUUUAUAGACUACAAAUAUCAAGAAAGGAACGUAUCAAAGAGUAUCCGAUAAGAAAUUGUGUAAAGCAAACACACUUACAAAGAUGUGUGCUUAACUAAGCAGUGUAUGUUCAAACGUGAAGUUUGCUAACAUUGGUCAUUAACGGAUAUUUCACAUAUUCACAUCUGGUCGUGUGCGCAUUCGCAAUGUAAAAACCUUGAAUUUCACCGAAUUCGAAUAAAAUGUCGUUCUGCAGAUAUUGGUGAUUAAACUCAUAGUUUGAACGUCCAUGUUGUUUGUCAUGUAGAUGAUAUAAGAACCAGAUAAAGUAGUCAUUCCAUAAACUGGCAUAUAUUUCACACAUAAACCCAAUUUUACAUCACUGUAUUUACUCCUAUCUGCAACAACACAUCUGCAUCAAUUUAUUCGGAAAUAAAUUCAAAAUGUGCUGAUA